This is a messenger RNA of Cuscuta campestris, 1908 nucleotides long. The record is from the annotation of a GenBank genome assembly. NCBI's taxonomy places the organism in Eukaryota, Viridiplantae, Streptophyta, Magnoliopsida, Solanales, Convolvulaceae.
AUCCUUGCUUUAAUUUCCCGUAGCUAAAUUCCCAUUCCCGCCUUUUUCUCUUGUUCAUCAAUCGGAUUCAAUCAUAAUCUUACUAAAGAUGGAUUCAUAUUUCUUCUUCGAUUCUUCUUUGAGAAUAUCCUAUUCUGGGCAAAUCAAUUCGAUUCGCGAGGCCUCAAUUGCAAAUGCAUACAUCAUAUGCAUUUGCAAUGUGCGAAUGAUUGAAUGAAAGCAUCGAGCAAGGGCGGGCCUCCAGAUUCGUCGUCUGAAUUUCGACGCCGGCGAUCGAUUAUGGAGCGGAAACUCGCGACUUGGCUCGCGAUUCUGUCUGUUCUGGCCGCCGGCGGUCCGGCGCACGGGUUUAUCGGGAUCUAUUGGGGCCGAUUCGCGACUCAGAGCAUGGUUCCUUCGAUGGUGGUGGAUCUGCUUCUGCAAAACGGGAUCUCGGAGAUCCGGCUGUACUCGCCGUCGACGAACGUGCUGACGGCGCUGGAAGACAGCUCCUUGGGCGUCACCGUCACCUUGACCAAUGAUUUCGUGAAGAGGAUGAAAUGGAGCAAUCUGCAGUCUGUUCGCGACUGGAUUAACGAACUCGUUGCGGUGCCCGUCAAAAGGGGAGUCAACAUCAGGACGAUCAUCGUUCUAGACGAACCAUUCUAUCCGGUGAAAGGACAAGAUCCCAUUUGGAAUGCAACCAAUGUGUUCAGAGAGACAGUGGAUUGUCUGCAGAAGGCAAACCUGUCUCACAUAAGAACAACCACUACCCAUUUCUCAAACAUAUUGAAGGUUGGGAGGAAGCCAUCGGAGGCCGAUUUCCAGGACGAGUACAAGGACAAGAUGUUGGAAUACCUCAGCUUGUACAACAGCACCAAUUCCUUCUUCAUGUACGACCUCUACCCCAUCUUCUCCGCCCAACUCAACAACUGGCCCAUUGAGUUUGCAUUCAUGGACAACAAAUCCAACUUCACCAUUGUUGAUGGCAAGUACACCUACACCAAUGCCUUUGAGUUCAUGUUUGAUGCACUUGUGGUUGCCAUUGAAAAGGCCGGGUACCCGGACAUGGAAAUCGUGAUCGGGCAGGUAGGGUGGCCCACGGACGGGGCCAAGGACGCAAACAUCACGAACGCCGAGAGGUUCUACCGUAGCUUCCUAAUGCACAUCGCGCAGAAAAAGGGGACUCCCAGACGACCAAACACCAACAUAGACGUCUUUCUGGCCACACUGACCGACGAGAACAAGAUCCCCCUGCAAGUCGGGCCGUACCAGCGCCGCAGGGGAAUAUACAACUAUGAUGGCACACCCAAGUUCAAGAUUGACUUCUCGGGACAGGGGAGGGACAUGUACCCAUGGACAGCCAAAGGGAUAGUGAAAAUGCCUUCGCGGUGGUGCAUUUUCAAUGGGGACACCAGCAACUUGACAAAGGUAGACGAACAGGUGAGAUUCGCCUGCAACAAAUCGGAUUGCACGUCGCUCUACUUUGGGUCCUCAUGCGGCAACCUGAACUACACAUGGAAUGCCUCUUAUGCCUUCAACAUGUACUACCAGUCCAACAACCAGGAGCUGAGUAGUGGGGCUUGUGGGUUUGCAGGGUUGGGGGCAUUGACCCCAUAUGACCCCUCAGUUGGUACUUGUACAUUCCCUGUGGAGAUUUUGACUGCUGAGAAUGUUGAUGGGGGAAGGCAACUCAUAAACUAUAUUGGGUACUCUCAAUCUGGGGGUGCCCUACACAAGACCCCUUACCUCACACUUGGGAUUCCACUGUUGGCUACAUUUUUUGUUUUUCUUAAACACACAUCAAGAACAAGUGCACACUACUUGCCCUUUCAAUGACAUGCGUUUCUUCAUGUUGUUAUCCAUGAUUUUGUAUCUAGAAACACAUGUAAAAACACAAAACAUCUCUAAUGAAAAGUUGUAGGGUUU